AAAUAAUAGGCUACAGUCAUAUUUGCAGACAGAAUGAACAUCAGGAGAAUGAAUCCACUGCCGGUUGGUGACCAAGACUGUGAACUGCGCUUCCACAUCUCCGUGAGCAGCUCGCCCUACGGUCAGAGCCUCGGUGAAGGAGUUCCCACGCACCCCUCCGAUGAAUUAACCACGGGCUAUCGCAUAAUCGAAGAGACAGCGUCGGAGAUGGACAGAAAAAGUUUUCAGUGUCUGGAAAAUGGAUUUCACGGAGACUCGGUGCCGAGCAGCGAAACCCAAGAAGUCAAGAAGCCCAGAGCGCUGCGGCUGCUUAUCAAUGCGCGUGAACGGAGACGCAUGCACGAUCUUAACGACGCGCUGGAUGACCUGCGAGCGGUCAUACCGUACACACCGAAUCAAAACCUGAAAAAACUCUCCAAGAUAGCGACGCUGCUCCUGGCCAAAAACCACAUCCUGAUGCAAGCUCGGGCCUUGAGGGAGAUGAGGAGGAUAGUUGAGCAGAAUGUGACACGGACUAUUAUUAAUACACCACAUAUAUUGUCAGAUUGAGUCUUUAGCGUGUUAUUUAUUUUUUAAUAUGCAAUUAUGAACAAUAUGUGAUCUAUAAUUACACACUAAAAUGUAAUUAUAGAACCCCCACAAGUUCUUUAUGUAAAUAUUGUAACAUGAAUAUGGGAUCUCUAAUCCAACACUGUAAAUAAACUGUG
Onychostoma macrolepis is the source of this 707-nucleotide messenger RNA. RefSeq names its product neurogenic differentiation factor 6. Lineage: Eukaryota; Metazoa; Chordata; Actinopteri; Cypriniformes; Cyprinidae. The transcript has a single exon. Bases 34 to 549 code for a protein of 171 amino acids. Gene Ontology annotation, molecular function: protein dimerization activity. The record is from RefSeq and is a predicted model, not a curated record.